Messenger RNA from Pelobates cultripes (western spadefoot toad), 10358 nucleotides. Lineage: Eukaryota; Metazoa; Chordata; Amphibia; Anura; Pelobatidae. The record is from the annotation of a GenBank genome assembly.
GUGGCUCCAAACCUUCAAGGAUCUCGCGAGACUACCCGGCCACACCGGAAACCCCCCGCGAGAUCUCAGGUCAAAAUGGCGGCUGCCUCUGGCAAACUGCUGGUGGCUGGGAUCCGGGCCCGUAUUGUGAGGUAUAACGUGAAUACCGGGGGGGAGGGGGAAUCCUAACCCAGUCACUGCCAGAGCCAGGACCCCCCCAGGGAAUAUACUGCUUAAUAUCUAAUAUACACUACACCAGGACCCCCCCCGGGGAAUAUACUGCUUAAUAUCUAAUAUACACUACACCAGGACCCCCUCCAGGGAAUAUACUGCUUAAUAUCUAAUAUACACUACACCAGGACCCCCCCCAGGGAAUAUACUGCUUAAUAUCUAAUAUACACUACACCAGGACCCCCCCAGGGAAUAUACUGCUUAAUAUCUAAUAUACACUAUACACUACACCAGGACCCCCCAGGGAAUAUACUACUUAAUAUCUAAUAUACACUACACCAGGACUAGGGAUAUACUGCUUUUAAUAUUCCACAUACACUACACCAGGGACUUCUGUGGGCCAGGCAUGUUUAAUAUCUAAUAUACACUACAAUUAGACCCCCUAGGGAAUAUAACAAGCUUAAUAUCUAAUAUGGGCUACCUUGCCACUCAGGGACCCCCAGGGAAUAUGUCAAGCUAAUAUCUAAUAUACACUACACCAGGACCCCCAGGGAAUAAUAUACUGCUUAAUAUCUACUAUACACUAGCCACCAGGGACCCCUAGGAAUAUAAUACUGCUUAAUAUCUACAUACACUACACCAGGACCCCUUGUGAAUAAUAUACCAUUAUACACUACACUGUGACUCCCUGUGAAGUUUAGUACUCUCAAAGCUAAUAUCUAAUAUACACUAAAACUAGGACUCUAGGAAUAUAAAUGCUAAUAUCUAAUAUACACUACACCAGGACCCCCCCAGGGAAUAUACUGCUUAAUAUCUAAUAUACACUACACCAGGACCCCCCCAGGGAAUAUACUGCUUAAUAUCUAAUAUACACUACACCAGGACCCCCCCAGGGAAUAUACUGCUUAAUAUCUAAUAUACACUACACCAGGACCCCCCCAGGGAAUAUACUGCUUAAUAUCUAAUAUACACUACACCAGGACCCCCCCAGGGAAUAUACUGCUUAAUAUCUAAUAUACACUACACCAGGACCCCCCCAGGGAAUAUACUGCUUAAUAUCUAAUAUACACUACACCAGGACCCCCCCACGGAAUAUACUGCUUAAUAUCUAAUAUACACUACACCAGGACUUCUAGGAAUAUACUGCUUAAUAUCUACUAUAUGUACUACAAUAGACCCCCUAUGUUUGUACGUCCAUUACUCCACAUACACUACACCAGGACCCCCUAGGAAUAUAAUACUGCUUAAUAUCUAAUAUAUACACUACACCAGACCCCCAGGAAUAUACUUUAAUAUCUAAUAUACACUACAAUUGUGACCCCUCAGGGAAUAUACUGCUUAAUAUCUAAUAUACACUACACUAGGAAUCUCUAAGGAAUAAUAUACUGCUUAAUAUCUACUGGUACACUACACCAGGAUCCCCCGAAUAUACUGCUUAAUAUCUAAUAUACACUACACUGUGACUCUCAGGGAAUAUACUGCUUAAUAUCUAAUAUACACUACAAUUAGUACCCCCUAGUAAAUGUCAUACUGCUUACAUUCCACAUACACCAUGUGCCAGAUCCUCCCGGGAAUAUAUAUCGCUUAAUAUCUACCAUACACUACACCAGGACUCCCCCAGGAAUUUACUGCUUAUCAUCUAAUAUACACUACACCAGGACCCCCCCAGGGAAUAUACUGCUUAAUAUCUAAUAUACACUACACCAGGACCCCCCCAGGGAAUAUACUGCUUAAUAUCUAAUAUACACUACACCAGGACCCCCCCAGGGAAUAUACUGCUUAAUAUCUAAUAUACACUACACCAGGACCCCCCCAGGGAAUAUACUGCUUAAUAUCUAAUAUACACUACACCAGGACCCCCCCAGGGAAUAUACUGCUUAAUAUCUAAUAUACACUACACCAGGACCCCCCCAGGGGAAUAUACUGCUUAAUAUCUAAUAUACACUACACCAGGACCCCCCCAGGGAAUAUACUGCUUAAUAUCUAAUAUACACUACACCAGGACCCCCCCAGGGAAUAUACUGCUUAAUAUCUAAUAUACACUACACCAGGACCCCCCCAGGGAAUAUACUGCUUAAUAUCUAAUAUACACUACACCAGGACCCCCCCAGGGAAUAUACUGCUUAAUAUCUAAUAUACACUACACCAGGACCCCCCCAGGGAAUAUACUGCUUAAUAUCUAAUAUACACUACACCAGAGGACCCCCCCCCCAGGGAAUAUACUGCUUAAUAUCUAAUAUACACUACACCAGAGGGACCCCCGGUGGAAUAUACUCCUUAAUAUAGACUACACCAGGACUGACCAACAUCUAGAGCACUAGCUGGUCUAAAACUACAGCUCCCAUGAUGCUUUGCCAUUCUAAAGGCAUUCUAAAAUUAUGCUGAGCAUCAUGGGAGCUGUAGUCCUACAACAUCUGGGGAUGCCCUGGAUUAGGCCAGCAUUCUUUAUUUAUUCAUUUCUUUAUACAGAGGCAAAAUGAAAGGGACAAUAUAAUGGCAAAUUUGAUAGAUAUUUUUGUUUAAAUUUGUUCCUGGACCUCCCUUCCCCAUAUUUGUUUGAUAGAUAUUAACCAAUUCCUUGUUUUUAUUCCUAUGCCAAGACCUAGCCUUAUCAGUCCCCUUACUUCGCAUCCCACUUAUUGACUUCUUUUCCAGUCAAAUGAGUAGAGAAGAGUAGAGGUUGAAAAUUGCUGGUGCAGCAAACUCCACAUUCCACCAGGCAAAUGCUUCUUAUAGAGACGAUUUGAAUCCCGUGCUUCAUUAUGAGAAGCAUCUGAGCUGCAUGAAUUGUACUGGUGUUUUGACAUAGUCAAGAACCAGGUUUGACCUCUGUGUGAAUAAGGCCGCACCAUCUAAUAGCUGUCAGGUUGACAGCCUCUGGUGGUGUGUAGCUUCACAAUAGGUCCCAGUACCCAAGGCCAUUUCAUUAAGAUAAUAUGGUCUUGGUGCUUAGAAUGUUGCUUAAUAAAAACAAAAGUGUAUUGCAGUUCGGCAAAUAGGAUUUAGUUUUGAAGUAAAUGUCGGUUCAUCCCCUAACCACAACUAGCAUGAGUUCAAUUAAUAUACGCUUGUCUAGUGAGGCUCACAGUUUCCUUAAUUGCUAGGUUCUAAAAAUGCCAGUCUGUAUUCCUAGCAUUAUUGUUUCCUGCUCUCCCCUACUGUGAGGGUUAUUAAACCCUUACUGAUUGACUGACAGCCACUAGAGGCAGUCUUAGUCCUGCAAGGUAAUUAUUGCAGUUUCUCUAAAGUGUGACAGGGACAUUGUUCACCCAGACCUUCAAUGAGCUGAAGUGGUCUGUGUACCUAUAGUGUCCCUUUAAUUUUAUAUGCAGACACAUGUGGGAAUGCGAACAGGAUUCCUGUUAAAAAUAAAAUGGGAAUCUCACGUUUUCCCCAGGCAUGUGGUUUACGUAAUAAUUCUGAAAGUGAAGAAAAAAAAAAAAAAAAGUACAGAUGUGGUAGAGAAAAUUUUUCAUGACCAUCAUAACUGGUCUACGUUUAGAGGAAAAGCAGUGUUAAUUUUAUCACUGAUUCAUAUCCUCAUUGUAUAUUAUUAUUUGUGUUCUCAAGUUUUACCCAGGUAAGAUGGACCAGAUACAGCCCUUUAUACCUGGAUCCAGAAGUCAACAAAGAACAUUAUCGCCGACCUGUGGACGAAUUAAGUGAAGAAGAGCGUGCGGAAUGGGAACUUAAAUCCGUCAAACCGAUCAAGGCAUCUCCAGCUAAUGUAACAAGUUCAGUUUUUACAGACCCAACUAUUAGGUAUGGAGCAAGUUCUGAGAAUCUGUAUGUAACCCAGGCUGCAAGGCAACUCAAUCUAUGACAAACCUGCUGUAAAAAAAAAAAAAAUAAAAUGAAUUGCUAAACAGAGAAUUAUGUAGAACUGAUAAGAAGUAAAAUAGCCAGAAUUCCUCCCUUUAUCAUGGCCGUUUGAACACUAUAUAGUCCUUUUCUAAUUGUAUGCAGGUUAUAAUUUGGUAUUUGGAAGGUGUGGUUUGCUCAGUAUCAUAUAAUUUUGUGUUUGUUUUUCUGUAAUUUCAGUAAAUUUACCAAUAUGAUGAUGAAAGGAGGUAACAAGAUUCUGUCUCGCUCUAUAAUGAACCAGGUUAGUACCGUUUAUAAAGUUACGCGUAUGCUUACACAGGAUGUGACAAAAUGUACCUUGUUUAUCAUUUAUACUUAGAAGGACAAGUCCAUCAAGAGAAACUAUUUAUUUGAAUUUCCCAUUCUUUACUGGAAAACUUUGUAAUGUUGGUUAAAAAAUAUUUAAUGAAAUAUCAGACAUAUAAAGCAAAAUAGAAACCGUACAGUACAUAAGAAAUCAGUGCAAGUAUAAGCGCGCAAUCAUAAGAUUUGAGUAUUUGGCGGUGUGGAAUGUUGCCAAUGAAUUAAGCCAUAGUAGACAUGGAAGGCUUCUAAAAUUAAACUUCAGUAAUGAAAGAAAAAAGAAACCUUUUACAUGUGGAGGAAAGGGUUUUGGGAAAUUUGAUAUUUGGACAUUUAUUUAUAUGUUCAGUGUGACGGUUUGUGGAAAACCAAGAUUUCGCUCAUAUUCUUUUUUCUUUCUCUUUCAUUUUAAUGAUUUAAAAACCGUUUAAGGAAAUAAAAAAAGGGAGUUAACAAUGUGCUAUUAUAAGAAAUGCAUUAUGUGCAAAUUUAUGGUUGGUUAAAUUAUUUUAGAAAAAAAUAAAACUACUAGUUUUUAAAAUCUAUUGAGUUUAUCAAUUCAUCAAUAAUUUUGUACUUAAAAAAAAACAAAAACUUUUUUUUCUUUUUUUAAAAAGCAGACACCCAUUGUCAUUGUGUAUUGUUGUGGUAGCCUAGAAUUAGUCCAACUUGCAAACCACAGAAACCAGUACACUUAAAGGAAUUUGAACUGACUUACCUGGCCCUCCGCUCCACCACUGCAAUCGGCUUACACUUCUAUAACACCCACCUCCGAUCUGUCCUCUACUCCUCCUGCAGACUUCACUGAUUUGCCCUGUCAAGCAGGGCAGACCAUCUCCAUGAUACGACAUGCUGGCUUUGUUGCCAGCAACCUGGUGUCUGAACAAAUUGACGUCAUGUCACUCUGUUUUUAUACCCCCGAGCCUGCACUGGCAGCUCCAGCUAAGAAUGUACCAUAGCAACCACAGGUCAUGCGUUAUGGGUGGGUGUUUUUUUUUUUUUUUUGCUCUCGUUUAUCAAUCAAAUCUUGAUUCAUUGGGUGAGUCAAAAAUCUUUUUGAAAAGAGAAACCAUAGUUUUGGGCACUAUAACAUUCCAACCAUAUGACAUGGGUUUGUCCUUGGAUUAAUCUGAAUAAAUGCAUUUAAUACGGUUUGUUUUUAAAUAGACUUUGGAACAGAUUAAACGAAUCCAGUUGGAAAAAUAUUACAAGGCUUCAGAAGAGGAGAGGAAUAACAUUGAAUGUAAUCCAUACACAAUCUUUCACCAGGCUCUGGACAAUUGCAAGCCCAUUAUUGGUCUCACUGGCAUUUUAAGAGGAGGCAAAUCUUAUCAGGUAAUCACAAUGAGGCACAGCAAAUCCAGAGUAGCUCUUAACCGUGACACUCAAGGGAGAGUUCAAGGUGAUUUCAAAGUGAAUUUCAAAUUCAAGAUUAAAGUAGUUGGAACUGAAAAAUUCUGUCAGAUAUGUUUUUCAAUUCAACUACUUUGGUCUUAAAUUUGAAAUUCACUUUCUAAUUCUCAUUUUAGUAAAUAACCUUUGAUAAAACGCUUACCUAUUUUCAUCGUAGGUCCCUACACCUCUGACUGAUAGCAGACGUCGAUUCCUGGCAAUGAAGUGGUUGAUUAAAGAAUGUCGUGAACAUAAGCACCGGAGGACCCUAAUGUACGAGAAGCUUUCUCAGACUCUCAUUGAUGCCUUCCAUGGGGAGGGGCAAGUGAUCAAAAAAAAGCACGAGUUGCACAAGAUGGCAGAGGCAAACAGAGCAUUUGCUCACUUUCGUUGGUGGUAGGCAUUUGCCAAUGUCUGUGGAUAUCCAUGAACCUUGGGAAUAAAACUAUAAGACUAUCUGAUCAACUUAUAUAACGUGCUUACAUGGGAUGCUUCUGUCCUGCACUUGUUGGAGAUCUUGAAAAUUGUGACUGUAAAUACUUUUUUUUUUUUUUUUCUCACAUAUGUACACCCAAUAAAUAAAAAUCUAUUUAAAAUCAGUUUUUGCAAAAAAAAUGUUUUUCCAGUAAUCCUCAGACAUUUAUAGAUCUUACUAAGCCAUAAUUAGUGUAUCAAUCGAUUACUUAGUUUAAACAAGGUCGUGAAAACCCUCUGUAUUCAAAAUUUCAAGACCUUAAAGGGACACUCAAAUUAUCAUAACCACUACAGCCUGCUGUAGUGGAGCAAAGCACUGUAACGUAGGGCCAGCGCAGUGGCUGAGAGAGUCAGCUGAUCGCUCCCAGCAAAAAAAAACAACAAAAACAACCAAAAAAACGAACUGUACAGCUUAUCUCUGUGGCAGAACUUCUAGCUACAUGACCAAUCUAUUUGUUCAGACUGUUCUUAAAUUAGUUGAUUAUUUACUGUUGGAGGGCACUCUUGGCUCCGUAAUCAUUGCAGCAUGCUGCAGUGCUCAUGGUACUUGGUGUCAAAACGGUUACGUACUACAAAUCAUUUUUUUUCUCAGCGGUAGUAUGACUUCCUACACCUAUCCAAUAAAUGUCUAUUUGUUAGCUUUGUCACUGGUGUCUGUGUAAUUCUUGGGAAAUACAAGUUCAUGGAUACUUGGUAAGGUUUGACGGGUAUAUAAGAGGGGAAUAGGUGGUUUAAUCUGUAUACAUUUUAUUUUAACUAUAUGCUUUCGUUAACUAGUCUAGUAUAGGGCAAAUACCCAGGUGUGCUAAUGCAAUACAACAGGAAAUAUUGUUUUAAAUUGAUUUGUAAAAAGAAACGAGAGAGAUUUUUCAAAAUUUAUUAAACCCUUAUUAAAAUGUCACAAUUGAUCUCCCAGGUCUAUAUUGCUUAAAAUUACAAAUGAUGAGUAGAACUUCUAAAAAGAAAAGUAGAAAAACAGGCCAUGAAAAGUGGGAAGUUUUAAAAUACAAAAUAUAAAACAGUCUUAAUGUCAAAAUAUCCUUGUUGCUCUCAGGUUUAGAAUUGGCAGUUGUAAGUUAUUAAUAUCCUUGUCGAUACAGAGGAAGUCUGAGCAACAGGCUUAUUAUAUAUAAUAAUAAUAAUAAUAAAAAAAAUUGAAUUCUCAUAAAAUGACCUUGAUGUUUCAGCUCACACAGCACAAAAAUCCAAACUAGAUACAAAACGGUUCCUCUCUUUAGAAAGAGAAAACUAUAAAAAGAUCCCGAGAGCUAAGCGCAGCCGGCACCAAAGACCCAGGUAUUGCUCAAAGCUUGGAUCGUUCGGAGGUUCUAGAUUCUGAAACAGAUUUUAAUGAUGAGUGUAUAACCAUUUGGUGGUUUGUUUUUUUUGCAUUUCUGUAAGUCUGCAUUUUUUAGUAAGACUUUGUUCUUGUUUUUUUUGCCCGUGGGGGAAAACAAGUCUCAAGUCUGGAUUCCAGCUCCAAAUGUUUUUAAAUGAUUGUUUUUGUAGAACUGUUCACUUGUAGAAGUAAAGCCAAAUUCAUUUUGAAUGCUUAAAGAACGAACAGUAUAUUGUAUACUCCUGGCAAUGAAUGGUAGAGUUGUUGAUUCACAUUCCUGAGUUGGAUGGGCAUAUUUUAACUCUGCCACUUUGGCAUUUUGUACCUCCAAAUUCCAUUUGGCAAAUAAUUAUAUUGAGCAGAGUGAAACUUACAGUUUUUGGUUAUUUUGAGAAUAAAACUGGACAUGUUUUGGUGUGCACAAGUAAUAAUUAAGGUCUAGAGUAUAUUCUGUUUUCAUUCACCUCUCUAAACAAAUUUUUAGAGAAGGAAAAACCAAAAUCAGAAUUCUACACUUUGUUGAUGGCAGAUUGCAGUUAAUCCGGAUUAAUCUUUACACUGAAACCAUUAUCCUGUUCACAAAAAUCCAUCCAGAUGGUAUACUUGAAGGGGCUCCAUCGCCUCCAAGGGAUACAAGUCUAUAUAGUUGUGGAAGAUUGCUUUACAGUGCAGACUCGGUUGAAUAUCAGAGCACCAUCAAAGUUGAUUGCUGAGAACAGGAAUCUAGACCAGUUAGCUGGCAUAUUAUUGUAAAAUAUCAGCAAUUUGUGAGUUUUAAAAUGUAACUCCGUUGUUACUACAGGAAGAUUUGAUUAUUUCGGCACCAUGCAGUCCACAGUUGCAAAAAGGCCCGAUACUCUCACAGACCUCACCUAUAAAAACUCUACCUGCAAGAGACACAACUUUUCUAGUAGAUACAUUCCAAAAGCCAUAAACCAUAUCUGCUGGAUUUUACUUCGCUCAGAGGCAAGCAGCUGCAAUUCUAGUGGUUAUUUUGUUCAAGCAGAGGCAUAGCGUAAAAUGCUGAUACCUAUAUAGUAAUGCCAGUUGGUAGCCUUCAGCGUUGCAAAUUUAUAUUCUCAACCAGUGCACUCAGCUUUGUCUAAGCUGGAUGAGGUUGUAAAACUAAAGCAAAUUUCACCAUGUAUUACAAUGGUUCCAUAGGUGAAGCAACAAUUUUACGAUGAGCAUAAAACUAUAACAUUACUACCAGCACCACUACCACACUAAAAACCUUUCAACAAUUCAGCAGGAAUUAUAAGUGUGUUAAUAAAAAUGUAAUUAUAAAAUGAAGAGAUUCUGAAAGAUACGAUGCAGAACUGUUUUCAGCUAAAUAUUUAAUCUCUAUAUUAUUAGCUAGCCACCAAGGCAGAACAUGAAUCUUAAUGCCAUUUGAAACUGGUUUCUGUCUGUCUUUAUUUUUUUUUAUAAACUUGAUUCCCUUUAAGUAGAUCUUUUAAAAAAAAUAAAAAAAUAAAUAAAUCUAAUUUUGAUUUUGAGGACUGAAUGAUGCUGUCUUGAGUUUUUGGCAAAUUUCAUCCAAUCAACAACCCUUUUGGGCUGCAGGUUACCCAUAUCAAUCCAUUCGGGUAGUGCUGCCCUAAACAUGACACUUCAGUUCUUUUGUACCUGUGUUGUUAAAAUGUUUGCUUUUGUAGAAUCAUUGUAUAUUAUUAUACAGAAAUCCACAAUCUGUUGCUGCUUAUAAAUCGGUUCGGCUGUAAAUUUAAAAAAAUCCUUGCGCUGUCAUUCUGAUUAUCGUCCAGGUUCAGAGCAAAGUCUUGUCUUUUACAAAGUCUUUAAAAUGUGCUUGAAUAAAGUAAUUUUUGAAAAAAGGUGCAAAGUAUUCCAAACUCUUCUGGCGGCUAAAAGUAGAAUAAAUUCCUUUACCUAUGAUUUAAAACCAAAUAGAGCGUUCCCAUAAAUUCAUUGUUUUUGGUGUGAUCACACUCCACUGGAGCCAUUACUUAUGGGAUAUUCGAUCUUUCUAAUGGAGAGGCAAAACAAUCUCAGAAAUCUUUGCAAGUACACCACCUUCAUGUCAGCCACAAGAUCUAGUAGCGACCAUGUCCUAAGAAACUUGAGAAAGGUUAUAACAGUCAUAUGGAGGGCGGGUGGUAAAGGUGUUAUCCUGAGGCCAAGAUGGUCGACAUCCAUGGGUUCUAUGUUGAGCUGGACCAGGCAUUUUGGAAGCACCACAGCUGUUCCACAAUCUGCUCCAAAGGGCACUUUGAUGUGGACUGGGAAGAAGUGAGAUUGUAAAGUAAACAUAAAUAAAUAAAACAAUCUUGCAGAGUUCCAUAAAGUUCCACCAUCUCCUAAGAAGGCAGGACAUUAACAGGAGGACUUCCAGUGGGAGGUGCAGGAUGGUGGUUGUAGUUGCAAGGAUAUCGGAGGCUGCUUAUCCUCUCCAGUUAAGGCAUCAAAUAUCCUAUAAAUUAUGGCUCUCAUGGUUCGUGACCACUAUUAGAUGAAAAUCCAUCCUACGUUGGAGUCACUCUGACACUUCGCUGUAGUAAUAUUUGUGAGCGGCGUCUGUCAUUUUCCAGCCAGCUGCCCGAAAUUCAAUCAUCUCAAGCAACAAGAGCUGAGCCAUUGAACUAAGGUCUCCCUGCAGGAGAAAUCUGUCUCUCAGUAAAGAGAAGAGCUCAUCCAUGCGCUGGGCAUUCAUUUUCUCCAACUGCUCCCCCACACGAUGGAGCUGUAGCACAAGGCAGUCUACCUAUAAUACAAAAUGUAGUUAGUGGAAAACAGAUCAUUCGGCUAUUGAAGUUUAAUUUUUAUGAAAGGAUCAGAUCUGACACAGACCAUAGAUGAAGACAUCGCAGCACUAUAG